Molecule: messenger RNA, 3144 nt
Organism: Aptenodytes forsteri (emperor penguin)
Lineage: Eukaryota; Metazoa; Chordata; Aves; Sphenisciformes; Spheniscidae
Gene: GOT2
Product: glutamic-oxaloacetic transaminase 2
Exons: 9
Coding region: 23-1204 (393 amino acids)
Biological process (GO): biosynthetic process; L-aspartate catabolic process
Cellular component (GO): mitochondrion
Molecular function (GO): L-aspartate:2-oxoglutarate transaminase activity; pyridoxal phosphate binding
Source: RefSeq, a predicted model, not a curated record
CUCAUGGUGGUCCCAUGUGGAGAUGGGUCCCCCUGACCCCAUCCUGGGGGUGACAGAAGCUUUCAAGCGUGACACCAACUCCAAGAAGAUGAACCUGGGUGUGGGGGCGUACCGGGAUGACAACGGGAAGCCGUACGUCCUGAACUGUGUUCGCAAGGCGGAGGCCAUGAUAGCAUCCAAGAAGAUGGACAAGGAGUACUUGCCCAUCGGGGGGCUAGCGGAUUUCACCCAGGCAUCUGCAGAACUGGCUCUGGGUGAAAACAGUGAGGCUUUCAAGAGCGGCCGGUAUGUCACUGUGCAGGGUAUUUCUGGGACUGGAUCUCUGCGAAUCGGAGCCAAUUUUUUGCAACGGUUCUUCAAGUCUAGCCAUGAUGUGUAUCUACCCAAACCAUCCUGGGGCAAUCACACACCCAUUUUCCGUGAUGCUGGCCUGCAACUUCAGGCUUACCGCUACUACGACCCCAAGACGUGCAGCCUUGACUUCUCUGGAGCCAUGGAUGACAUUUCCAAAAUUCCAGAGAAGAGCAUCAUCGUCCUGCACGCUUGUGCUCACAACCCCACCGGGGUGGAUCCCCGGCAGGAGCAAUGGAAGGAUUUGGCAGCUAUGGUGAAGAAACGGAACCUCCUCGUGUACUUUGACAUGGCCUACCAAGGCUUUGCCAGCGGAGACAUCAACCGGGAUGCCUGGGCUGUGCGGUAUUUCAUCGAGCAGGGCAUCAACGUCAUCUUGUCACAGUCCUACGCCAAGAACAUGGGGCUGUACGGAGAGCGUGCGGGUGCCUUCACGGUGGUCUGCACCGAUGCAGAGGAAGCCAAGAGGGUCGAAUCACAGCUGAAGAUCCUCAUCCGCCCCAUGUACUCCAACCCACCCCUGAACGGAGCCCGCAUCGCCUCUAUCAUCCUGAACACCCCUGACCUUCGGAAGGAGUGGCUCGUGGAGGUGAAGGGCAUGGCCGACCGGAUCAUCAGCAUGCGGACUCAGCUGGUGUCCAACCUCAAGAAAGAGGGAUCCUCCCACAACUGGCAGCACAUCACUGACCAGAUCGGCAUGUUCUGCUUCACGGGGCUGAAGCCUGAGCAGGUGGAGCGGCUGAUCAAGGAGUUCUCCAUCUAUAUGACAAAGGACGGACGAAUCUCUGUGGCGGGAGUUACAUCGGGCAAUGUAGGUUACCUGGCUCACGCCAUCCAUCAAGUCACAAAGUAAAGACACAGGUGUGCCCUGGAGCUGGUGGCCUUCCCUUCCCCACCGGUCGAAGAUGAGGAGGGAAAGGAAACAAGCAGAAUACUUCCAACCAUGGCACUUGAUGCUGCUGCUGAAUGUAUCUUGUAGAUAAGUUGUUGUAGAAGCCUAGUCAAAACCACCCUGCGUUGUGGAGCAGGGACAUCAUUGCCGGCUCCCGCUCGUCACAGCCGAUCUCCCCUGCUGUCCGUCCUUUGUCCAUCAGCCCCAGCACCCAUCUGCACUGGAGGAAGCAAAUGCUUAGUGCUGCCAUCCUGCCGGCGUAGGCACCAAAGGCUUCCCCACGCUCGUUUCUCCAUGAGAAGGCUUUGUGAGGCUGUUGGCCGCUGGCCCCAGUGGCAGCGGGCGGGGAGCUGGGUGGGCUGAGCGGGCGGGCUGCUCAGGUGCGCCCCUGCCACUUCCUUAGGCGGUCCCUGCUGCCAGCAGGCUCCAUCCUCCUUCGUCCUCCUGGCCCGGAGCUGGGCAGCGCCAAACCUGCCCGCCGACAACCAGCUCUGAGGUCUUCUCACUACUAAAAUCUGCUCCGUCGUUGGCCUUCGCUCUUCCCGUCUGGGAAUCUCCUUUCAGGUGUAAUUCACAGUGGCAUUUCUGUGGGGGGCAGACCCCUGUCCCUCCUUUAAACCUGCCUGUUCUGAUUUCACUCCCAUGCCCUGAGGUGAAAUGAUUUCUUGCCCCCAGCCCGUGCCCCCCCCCCAAUAAGAACCUCCUCUGAAAACUGCUCUCUGUUGGUCUCUGCCUCUCCCCGUUCCGGUACCAACCCCAGCCGCCCGGCCCUGUACCCCCAGCAGCCCUCCCUGCAAAGCAGAGUCUUUGUGUGUCUCCCAAAGCCAUGAGCCAAGAGGUGGGCCCCGCCAUGUCCACCCUCACGUGGGCGUGCGGGCUGUCCCUCUCAUCUGCUCUGUUCAGCCAAAUUUCCGGCAGCACCGGAAAACGGGAGGGAAAGAUCCUGAUGACUCAAAAAACACUCUCCUUUUAAACCGAGUGUCCCCGAGGCCCUGUGACUCACUGGACUCAUGAUUUUUAAUCCAAGUAAGCUGGCGCACAGCUGUUUUGAGCUGGGGACUCCUCCUGUCAUCACACAGCUGGAUCCUGUCCCCAGAUAUUCCCUGUCGGGGAUGUGCCAGCACAGGGCUUCUUGUAUGGCCAGCGAAACCCCGAUUUCCUGAGAAUCCCACGUAGAGAGAGGGCAGUUCCCACCCGUGUGCCUCAAGAGCACCGGGGGAGGGUGGGCUGAGGCUGCCCCAGGUGGGAGUCGGUGUCACGGAAUUGAAGCCUACGGGGUUGAACGUAGGUGUUGCCGGGCAGAGCGUGCGUUCCCAAAGGAACGGGAUGGAGCACGGCGGAGCUUCUUGCAGCAAGCGCAGCUGCCUCCCGAGGCGGACCCGGAGGGGUUACCUCCGAGCCUGCCUGAGCUUUCACCAGCCACUGGCACCUCUCCCCUUUGCGGCCGUACCAGGACAUUUAGCAGAGCGGUCCUCGUUUCUCAUUCCUGCCCAGAGCAGCCGUGUUCUCCCGGGAGCCGGGCCGGGCCUGUCUAGUGCGCGCCGUCGCCGUGCUUGCCGGCAGAGGAGGAGCUGCUUGUGCAGGCCGAGGAGGGCUGGAGCCUCCCGCUGCUCCCCGACAGACGGUUUGCACCUUAACGGCGACGGUUGUUUACGUGGCCCGAUGCCCGCAGCCGCUGCUUGCUCCCAUUUGUGCAAUAAACCCCUUUCCCUCCUGCUGCUGCUGCUGCCGCCGUGGGUGCUGCCCCAUGGCGCUGUGGGUUCUCGUGCGGUGGUCCCCGGUUCUGCGUGGCUCUGGAGCUGCCUCCUCCUGCCUCUCCUGGUUGCAAAGAGCCCUUUUACCUUGCGUUAGGCCUUUCUGCUGCCCGUUCUCUGUUACAAUAAAAGUAGAGCUGGAGCACA